This is a messenger RNA of Aspergillus saccharolyticus JOP 1030-1, 682 nucleotides long. RefSeq lists its product as uncharacterized. The transcript has a single exon. The coding region runs from base 281 to 610 and encodes 109 amino acids. NCBI's taxonomy places the organism in Eukaryota, Fungi, Ascomycota, Eurotiomycetes, Eurotiales, Aspergillaceae. The record is from RefSeq and is a predicted model, not a curated record.
GCAUAGAUAUCUCAUAUCAUCUAGUUAUAAGUUGGCUCCCAGUGAAUAUUUAUUUUCCAUGUCUCAUAAGCAUAGAACCUUCACCCGUUCCCACCCGAUGAGCCCUCCGACACUUCCCUUCCGUACUCCAUCCAUACCGGCAAACCCACCUCGUGAAUCAUGCACUGUCUAUAUUUAUUCAUCAUUGUGUAGCAACGAUCAAACAGAUCACCACUGUAGCUCUGCCAAUCGAUCUUGAAUCUUGAAGAAAAUCCCUUUUGGAAGAUAGAAGACCACAACAAUGUCUCCUCAGGCCGCCUACACCCCCCAAGAAACCCCGGCAGUCAUUAGAGCCCGGAAACACCUCUCCGGGACACGCGCCAAGCAGCUCCUCCGCGCGGCGGAACGCGACUACAACGACCCUCCGCCCCCGCCGGGACUGGGCGAGUGCUGUGGAAGUUCGUGUGAUCCGUGCGUGCAGGAUCUCUGGCGGGAGGAGCUGGCGGUCUGGCGGGAGAGGUGGGGAGAGGCUGCUCAGGAGGACGGAGAAGGGUCUCAAGACAAGAGAGAUCAAGCAGCAGGCGAAGAAGCGACAGGGAAGGGAAAGAUGCCCGGGAGUUGGGAGUGGUAACUGGGUUUUGAAUUAUGGGAUUCGCCAGUUGGAUUUACUAGGAAGGCUCUGAUUCAUUGUGUCGUUUGUAUG